Molecule: messenger RNA, 1257 nt
Organism: Schistosoma turkestanicum
Lineage: Eukaryota; Metazoa; Platyhelminthes; Trematoda; Strigeidida; Schistosomatidae
Source: the annotation of a GenBank genome assembly
AUGUUUUUUUUCGUAAGGCCAUUACAAGAAUUGAAAAAUGCCAAACUACGUGGUAAAAAUGUACAAACAUUUGUUGAAUUACAAAAGGAUAUUGAAGCAAAAUUUCAUUCUGAAAAUUUAGGUUUUGAUAAAUAUGCUUAUAAGAUAAAUCGUGAAAAAUGUCUUACAUAUGAUGCAAUAAAAAUACUCACAUUACCAUGCAAGUAUCGUACUGAAUCAAUGAUUCAUUCAGCAACAGUAGCUGUAAUUACAACUAUUGAAGCAUUCAGUGAAUUUCCGAUUGCUAUGCAAAAAGCCAUUAUAGAAAAAGCAUGGUAUGAAAAAUAUGAAGCUAGACGAAUGAUUAUUCGACAAGGUCAACCACCAUUGAAUUUCUACUUCAUCAUUUCAGGUUCUGUGGUUGUUAGUGUAUCAAGAAAAGAAAAACAAACCGGAGAAAUUUAUGAAGAAACUGUAGCAUUUUUAAAAGCUGGACAAAGUUUUGGAGAAUUAGCUUUAAUUUACGGCGGUAAACGAAGUGCGACAAUUAUUUGCAAAACAAAUGUAGAAUUAUUAGUCAUGUCACAGCAUGAAUUCAACAAAAUAUUUCUGAAAAAUACAGAAAACAAAGAAGCUGAACAUAUCACAUUUUUACGCACCAUACCACUGAUACCAAAACAAGUUUUAAAUCACUUAUCCAAUGCUGAUGGUUCAGUUUUAUUGUUCACAUAUUUUCGACGUAAUGUAACCAUAUGUAUUGACAGUAAUAAAAGUAAUUGGAUUUAUAUAGUAAAAACAGGACAAUGUCGGAUUCUUAAAGAUGUUGAGUUAAAACCGAAAGACAUCAUAAAAUCAACAGUUAAAAAGCACAGACCUGAAACUGGUUUCCAAUUUCACUUUCAUUCAUCUUGUCAACCUAGAAAACCGAAAUUGUUGAAUUCUCAACAGUCAAAUAAACAAUCUGAAAGUAAAAAUGUAAAAAUAUUUAUAGAAUUGAAAAUAUUGGAACCAAAUAGUGUAUUUGGCUUGGAAUCGAUUGCAUUUGAACCGUUCGGUGGUACAACAUCUGUUUCACUAGUGUCGGAUGGAGCCGAAUGUGUAGCAAUUAAUAAGAAAUUCUUCAUUGAACAUUGUCCAACGAACUUUCUAAAUUGGUUACGAUCCAAAGUUCAACCAUUUCCUAGUAUUGAAGAGUUGGAAUCAAAAUUGAAUACUUAUCGAGAAUGGAAAAUUUAUCGCAGUCAUGUAGUUCAGGAUAUUGUUUCUGUUGAUAAAUGA